GGCUACAGCAUCGCGCAUUGUUAAAAGACGAUGACUGUCGUGUUGUAUUCAUGUGUUGCUUACAAUCGUUAAUUUGUCUUUACAUUUUCCAUAGUCCAAAAAAGGUGGCCAAAGAAAGGUUUAAACGUCGCAUGGAAAAACUCAGACGACAUCAUGAUGAGUGCACGAGGAAACAUUCACCGAAGACAAAGGAAAGUCCGAAGCAAUCACCAAGGUCUGACACCAUGACACAUCAUCAGGACCCAGAUGAUGAACCCCCACCUCCCUAUAAUGAAGACACCUUUGCCUUGCAGAUGAUGUGUACAGAAGUCUCGAUUAAGGAAAGUCAGAAGCAAUCACCAAGGUCUGACACCAUGACACAUAAUCAGGACCCAGAUGAUGAACCCCCACCUCCCUAUAAUGAAGACACCUUUGCCUUGCAGAUGAUGUGUACAGAAGUCUUGGACAGUGACGCGGAUACAGUCAUUUUUGAAUUGCCCAGUUCUUCUGCAGCAUCAGAAGCCCAAGAAGUUCCAAAGCUAGAGAGGACUGAGAGUGUAUUUCUUACUAAAAAAUCAUUACACAUCGGUUCAGCUUCAGAUGACAGCUUCUCGGAUAUAGUUAGCAGCAUUGAAAACAGCGAUGAUGACUUUGUGCCGGAUUCAGAGAGCUGUUCAGAAGAAUCUGAAGAGAGCCUUCCAUGUGGAAAAAGGAGACGUCUGUCACAGACCAGUCUCUCAUCUCCCAAUGUGACCUUAGACAGCAGUGAUGAUAAUUCAUCUUCCAUGAAUGCAGCCCAACAGUCUUCCUCUCCUGAAGAUAAGGAGACAUCAACUCAGCCAGUCGAGGAUGUCAACAGUGAUGUUUCGGUAAUGAAAUUGAAGAAGACUGCAUAUGGCCAAAGAGUGUACAACAAAAAGCAGUAUUGCUUUUACUGCUGCAAACCAUUCAGCAAGAUGGCAAGGCACUUGGCCCAAAUACAUAAGGAUGAGGUGGAGGUUGCAAAAGCACUUUCUUUUACGAAGGGGUCUAAAGAAAGAAGGGUUCAUCUAGAUCUUUUGCGUAACAAAGGGAAUCGUGCACACAACGUAAACGUUCUGAAAGCAGGCAAAGGUGUAUUGGUGCCACGUCAACAAGCAACUGCCAAGCAGGUAGACGUGAAUGACUAUGUGCACUGUUUACACUGCCAAGGGCUGUUCAGACGAAAGGCUCUUUGGAGGCAUAUGGCAAGGUGUAAUUUGGCGAAGAAGUGCCAGCUCACAAAACCAGGCAGAUCUAGAGUUCAAGCACUCUGCGCAUAUGCACAGCCUGUCCCUGAAGGGGUAAGUAAGAAGUUAUGGAAGCUCAUAAGUGACAUGAAGCAAGACAAAGUAACACAGGCAGUUAAAAGUGAUGUAUGUAUCAUCAGAUUUGGAGAACAUUUGUGUAACAAAAUGGGCAAUGACAAAACUAAGCACGAAUACAUAAGAACUAAAAUGCGUGAGGCUGGAAGGCUGUUGGUGUGUGCCAAGAAAAGGGCAACGCUAAAUGCAAUCAAAGACUUUUUCAUACCUUCAAACUUCUACAAUGCCAUUCAGGCUGUUAAAGACACAGCAGGAUUCAAAGAUGAAGAAGAGGUCUUCACAGUCCCCUCUUUGGCUUUGAAACUGGGCCACACCCUCAAGAGAAUGGCGGAUAUUGCUGAAUACCUGGAGAAGUCUCAAAAAUGA
This is a messenger RNA of Sardina pilchardus (European sardine), 1688 nucleotides long. RefSeq lists its product as uncharacterized. The coding region runs from base 51 to 1688 and encodes 545 amino acids. The transcript is spliced from 6 exons. The record is from RefSeq and is a predicted model, not a curated record. Lineage: Eukaryota; Metazoa; Chordata; Actinopteri; Clupeiformes; Clupeidae.